AUGUGGAGUUUUUGAAUAUUGGAUUUUCUCUUGCAAUAUAAUAUUAUAAAUAAAACAAACAGUAAUUUAAGACUGAGAAGACACUGUUUUAUUGUAGGAAGUGCAAAACUAAACGUGUUUCAAAUCUGGAUGAGAGUAUCAUGAUUGCGGCAUCCGAACCCCUGGAGUUUGUGCCGCACGGUAGAACAGUAUUAGCAAAACACCCUGGGCAGAUCUAUGGUAAGGCGCAUAAUGUUUCCCCCUCGGAAAACUCCCUCUUAUACAAGUUAACCAACUUCGCAAUAAAGGAUGAGAGUUUUCUUGAAGGAAGGGAGGAGGAACAGGAGUGGUGGUGUAUCCGGGAGGUGUAUCAUCGGUCUGAUGAAGUACAAGACACUACAAAUGAACAACAAAGGGAAACGAAGUUUGAGUACGACUCAUUUCGACCUCCGAGCCGUUUGAAAAAUGACUUCAAUAUUUCUAUCAAAUCUGAAAUAUUAAGGAGCAUGCCGAAGGAAGAAAGUGUACCUUCUGGUCCAUCAAGAGGUGGCAGCGCUAACAGUUCCAGUAUGUCUAAAAAGUUUAAUCUAAACUGUUCACAAAUGAAAAGACCAAAGAAGAAACCACUUAAUCCAAAGAUUGAUUCUUAUUAUGAAGAAGAGUUGUAUGUGAAGGGAUGUACUGUUGUUUGGUCAAAAGGUCUAGUUUCAUCACCAGGAACAAAGCUAUCUGAAGCAGAACAGAGGGAGACCAUUGCUUGCUACACGAUCGACAACCCAAUCAAACAUGCUGCAUUUGCAAAUUUCCAUGUCGACAUUAAAAAUACGAUGCUAAUAGAUGCAUUAAAUUCUCAAAUAGGUGAUGUCAAAAAGAACAUCAAAAUAGAAGACAAUACAGAACACAUUGAGAGCACUAUCAUGCCGUCCAUACUUUUAAUGGACAAUAAAUGUAUGAGAGUAUUCGCAACUGACGGUAGAGAAUACAUGACGAGUAUACCAUUCCAAGUGAAGAAAGUGUGGCCUAUGAAAUAUGGAGUCUUACUGGAAAAGGAGGCAAUUCCAUCAUUCAACAAAUCCCUAUUUCCAACUUCUUUUUCCAGAUUUAAUGAAUCUCACAACAACAGCUCCUUUUCUAAAUCACGAACCAACCUUUUCAAUAUGAGCGCUAAAUUGCGAGCUGAGUCUAUAUCUGGCUUCGACCAAGACUUUCCCUUGCCAACGUGUUUCUCUCUUUCACACCCAUUGGAUGACGUCACACCUGUGCUAAUGAAGUCUCCAUCACAGGGGCUACAAUAUUACAAUGAAGGGGAUCUUCAAAUUAUGUUUGUGUCAUCUGAACCGAGUAUUAUUCUAGUCUAUGAUUGGAAGGUACAAAUACAUUCGCUAUGGAAAAUACGGAAGGCAACCCGAGAUGAAUGCUUAUCAAUGUGCCCAAACACAAAUACUACAACUUUCAGCCAGACCUGUGAUUUCGUUGGGAGUCCAAUGCACAGCAUGAAGAAUACGAGUUGGACUGUCGGUAGCCCCAUGCAGUCCAGAAAAAGCUUAGCCACUCCGACGAGAUCGAGGCAGAACAGUCCAAUGGCGAAUAUCUUUCAACAGCAGGGGUUGUCGCCUCAUACGUCGAUCGGUCAAGCGAGUUCCAUGUCUAUGAUGGCGGGUCCAAUGACCCAGGCUCCUCCUUCGUUGCCUCUCUACCCAGACAUCUGCUUGGACCACAUUUGGACCGAUAACCAAGUCAUCAAAAGAGAUCCGAUAGAAUCUCCAAGCGACAUGCAAGCAUUCCUCCAUACGGAUAUAGUCGGCUUGGACUACUUAUGUUUUAUGGUCAAAGUGUGCGGUCUGACCAAGCUUCAAAUUGUGAGGCUGCAGAAAUCUCAUUCUCAUGGCAACUCCAAGCCUAAUAUCAUAGUGGGUACUGUAUCUUCAGUCCUAGCUAAGGAUGCUGUUGUCUUGAACCAUUUGAAGAUGAUAGCACUUAUCGACGAAACUGGAAAUAUUAUCUUGCAGUCUGGAAAUAAUUUUGUGGGAAAGGUUCACGUAGGAGGUAUUCUGGCACGCCUCCUCGACUCACCGUACACUAAGCGUCCGCUCCAAUCGCCGUUCCCGCGCCGCAGCAGCCUGCUGCCGAGCCGCAGCGACGCCACGCUCGACGACCCCGCGCUGCACCUGCUGUCGCCCGUGCCGCACUCCGCCGCGACGCGCCGCCACCACACACAGGGUGUACGCCGUCUCUGCGACGCGGCGGGCUCGCGCGUGUCUGUGCGUUCGGAGGCGGGGCAGCUCUACCGCAUCGCGUUGCCGCCGCCCACCGCCGCGCCGCUCGUCGCCCGCCUCGCCGCCGCACUCGCCGCUGCGGCGCCGCGUGACGUCACCGCGCAGGUGUUAAUAAAAUGGUACGGCGUUCGAAACGCGCCGGGCACGCAAGACCUGACUCCAGAACAGGAGUGGACCAUGUUCUCCAACCUGCUAUACUCCCUCAUUGGCUACGACGUCGAGAAGUUGUCACAGAGAAAACAGAACGACGAAGAAGUAGAAGUGGUCACCAAAAAGCAGAGAACUUCUAGCGAUGGGAGCCAAGACGAUUGGGAGUAUCUUCUUACCUCGAAACUGCAUAAGGAAAUUGGGAAUCCCCUAGCGUCCAUGUUGAAUUUGAAACCGUUACAGACAGAUAAAUAUACGAGGACAGGGAAAUCUAAAUUGGAUGUAGACAUGGAGAAAGCGCCUCAAUUCAAUACUAAUGCGAUGCUGUUCCCUUAUACAGUGCAACUGUUUUAUGCUUUCCACUUAGCCUACGAAGAUUUAAAGCUAAACACUCUCCUAUCUAGUGAUUUAAAGCCCCUGUCUUCGUUUCUGUACCAGCUAUCCAAAGAUUUGCGGCUAGAAAAAUAUUCUAACUACUACUGGCUAGAUUUUCCGACAGAAUAUAGCUUCGAAAACGACGAUGAAUCCCAAAUGUCUGAGCCGGUUUUGAAGAAACUGUCCCAGCCGAACUAUUUUACAACGGAUCCGCCGAAUAUAUUUUCGUACAUCGACGCCAUGUUGAAAGAUGUCGACGUCGGAUACUAUACGUAUAUGACUGAUGUCAACAACACAACCAAGGAUAUUAUUGAGAUCCUAUGUCUUGCGGGUUACGGCGCAGGUGCGGGGGUGCGUGGUGCCGGUGCGCGGGAGGCUCCCCCCGCCAGUUCCACGCCACGCGUGCCCGCACCGUGCGCCAUGCCCGCCGCGCGUGCCGCACGCGCUGCCGCCGACCGCGGUAUGACACCUCGCGACAUCGACAACCUGCCUCCCUCCGUCUCCCUGCUGCUGCUGACCGUCCUUGCGCGCUGCAAGUCCGACCCGCCGGCGGACUGGGACGCGGCGGCGUACACGCUGGUGGGCCGCGAGGACCUGGCGCUGCAGGCGGACAUCUCCGACACGCUCACCUCCGCGCUCGAGUACUGCGAGUCCCUAGCUCUAGAAGUGCUAGAGAAAGAGACAGCGUACACGCAGACGCGGAACCCUAUAGACGAGCCGCGGGCGGAGGACAGCGACCUGGCGACGGGCAUGGAGCAUCUGUCUACUAAGCUGCUAGCGUUGCAGUACCCGAAGGAUCGCAGAAUGACGGAAGUAUUCAACCUGCUCCAAUCCUCGAUUCCCGUCAGCAUCAACCUGACGCAGCGGCCGGAGGUGUCAGACCACGAUUUCAUUGAGGAGCAGGAGAAGUAUCUGUACGCCAUCAGCACGAGGACCAUGGCGUUGCCUAUUGCCAGGGGCAUGCUAACACUCCGUAGCUUACCCUGUUCGCCCACCGAGCCCCUAACCCUGCCUCGUCUCAACGUAUCUGGCCGGGGGCCGCCCCCCCGCUGCAGCGCGGUUACCCUGGGAGGAGGGGACACUCCCCCCCACUGCCUGCUGUGGCCGACCUUCCAUAAUGGUGUUGCUGCCGGUCUAGCCCUGGUGCCGGUCACGGGAACUAAUAUACAUUCCAGUUGGAUCAUGUAUAAUAAGCCGAGGGGCACAGCGGAAAUGUCGACGGAGCACGCGGGCUUCCUGCUCGGGUUGGGUCUGAACGGCCACCUCCGUGAUAUGCCCUUCAUGAACAUGUACGACUACCUCGUGAGGUGCAACGAGAUGACCAGCAUUGGGCUGCUGCUGGGAUUGGCUGCUACUUACAGAGGUACGAUGGACGUCCAAGCCACCAAGAUGAUGAGCAUCCACCUGGAGGCGCUGCUGCCGCCGACAUCUGUGGAGCUGGACAUCCAGCAGGGUGUGCUGACCGCCGCGCUACUCGGCGUCGGCCUGCUGUACCAGGGCACCGCGCAUGACCACCUCGCCCGCGUGCUGCUCGCCGAGAUCGGCAAACCGGCCGGUGCAGAGGCGGAGUCAUGCGUAGAACGCGAGGGGGCGGCGCUAGCGGCGGGGCUCGCGCUCGGUCUAAUCUGCGCGGGCGUAGGCCCCCGGCUGGGUCUAGCUCCGCGCCUGCGCUCGCUAAUGCUGGGAGGGGCGGGGAGCAACCUGGACGUGACAGCACCGGGGGCGACGCUAGCUCUGGGGCUGCUAUACAUGAAGUCCAAUAGCGCGCCCGUAGCGGCCUGGCUCGCUCCGCCUGCGACCGCUUACUUGUUGGACACGGUGCGACCGGAUCUAUUGAUGCUGAGGAUUAUUGCAAGAGGCUUAGUGCUCUGGGACGAGAUGGAGCCGUCAGAGGAGUGGGUGGAGAAUCAAGUGCCGGCCACCAUCAAACCCUACUGCUUCGUCAAACCCACUGAAGACAACAUCGACUAUGAGGCCAUGAAUCAAGCGUACUGCAACAUAGUAGCGGGCGCGUGUUUCGCUCUCGGCCUGCGUUUCGCCGGCUCAGGUUGCGAGGACGCACGUGACACCGCACUUGCGUACGCGGCGUUAUUAGCGCGUGCGGGCGGCCCGGCCGGCGCAGCGACGUUGGACGCGUGCGCGUGCGCAUGUUUACUAGCAGCGGCUAUGGUGUGCGCAGGGCGAGGGGAUCUGAAUGUAUUGAGACUGGCGAGAAGAUUGCGUGCAAGAAAACCACUGGCGCAUUCGACACAGAUGGCGGUGCACGCCGCAAUCGGCCUGCUAUUCGUGGGCGGCGGGCGCGGGACGCUCUGUACGACGCCGUCGGCCGUCGCGUCGCUGCUAGUAGCGUUUUUCCCCAAGUUCCCCACACAUAGCGAGGAUAAUAGAUAUCACCUGCAAGCGUUCCGUCAUUUGUACGUGUUGGCGGUGGAGCCGCGGCUGCUGCUGCCGCGAGAUCUUCACACCGGCAAGCUGUGUUACGCGCAUGUACAGGUGAUAGACCUAUCGGGUGCAGUUCGUGAGAUGAAAGCGCCCUGCAUUAUUCCCGAGUUGGACACUCUGAGAGAGGUCCGGGUCAACGACCCGCGCUACUGGCCCAUCAGCUUCCAUAGGGACCAUAAUUGGGAUCAGCUGAGAACUUUCCUAGAAUACACAUGGUGCAUCGACAUCAAGCAGCGUGCUGGAUGCCUGUCCUACUCGGACGACCCUGACGGUUUCCUCACCAUACUAGCUCGAACCCUAACCCUGGAGCCGGCCAGGGUCUGGUCAGCAUCAGAGAACAUUGAAUUGUUCACCAACGAUGAGAAGAUAAGGAACUUCGUCAAGCAUUACUUGGGAGAAAGCGCGGUGGGGAUGUGUGGAGAUUGUUUGGCUACAGCUAAAAAGAAGAAAGGCAUCAAAUCGGACAUGAUAUCCAGGCAAUGUCUAUGUCGAAAACCCUCAAAGGCCGAGCAGGAGUACAUACAAGCGCUCAGUAUGUUGACGUACGAAUGUGUGGUUAAAGAUAUACUGUGCGCGUUGCCUGUAUGGACCACUUUCUUGAAGAUCAUAAAAACGAUGAAGACAGAGCCGACAUCAUAUCACAUGUGGCAGAUAAAAUUGCUGCUAUCUCAAAUAGACGCCCAUCACAAACGAAGCAAUACAGACAUGACCGUAGACGGCACAGAAACUAACGAACCCCUCGUAUCUACACAGUUCGUCGUAGCAAUCAAGCAAAAAGUAGCCAAUAUCUUUGAUAAAUGGGAAGGAAAGAUCACUCCGUAUUUAAGAAAAUACCUUGGGCUACCCAGUAGUAGAAACAUUAAUAGCUGCGAAGAAGAUAUCAAGAGGAUGCUCAGCACAUACGUAGUGUAUCAUGAUUUACCUCGAAGUGUGUUAAGGAAUGUAGAUGAUGAACUGUCUUUAGUGCUGUGUAGUGAAUUAAACUUGAGUGCGGAGGCGGUUAGUAAGAUAGAAGCAUUGGUGAGAUGAUGCAAGCCGCCCGGCCGGUAUGUUACUAGGUCGCAGUGUAGGGGGGACUGUGUUCACGACUGGUGUUAGACUGACUAAUGAUAAGUGUUUCUAGAUAUGAUAUAACUGCCAGCAGACUUAGACUGGCCAUAGACGGACCGCAUCUUGCAGUCAAAACCGACUUUU
Messenger RNA from Aricia agestis (brown argus), 6413 nucleotides. It is a transcript of the gene shtd, whose product is annotated as anaphase-promoting complex subunit 1. Gene Ontology annotation, cellular component: anaphase-promoting complex. Gene Ontology annotation, molecular function: molecular adaptor activity. Lineage: Eukaryota; Metazoa; Arthropoda; Insecta; Lepidoptera; Lycaenidae. The transcript has 23 exons. The coding region runs from base 141 to 6248 and encodes 2035 amino acids. The record is from RefSeq and is a predicted model, not a curated record. Gene Ontology annotation, biological process: metaphase/anaphase transition of mitotic cell cycle; protein K11-linked ubiquitination; anaphase-promoting complex-dependent catabolic process.